Messenger RNA from Thecamonas trahens ATCC 50062, 663 nucleotides. RefSeq lists its product as uncharacterized. The coding region runs from base 92 to 586 and encodes 164 amino acids. NCBI's taxonomy places the organism in Eukaryota, Apusomonadida, Apusomonadidae. The transcript is spliced from 2 exons. The record is from RefSeq and is a predicted model, not a curated record.
CCAGGGCAAUGGGCGCGGGCGUGGCCACCAGCAGGGCGGAUACGGCAGCGGAGCCGGCGGUGGCGGAGGCAACCAGGAGUUCCAUAAGGGCAUGAUCAACGCGUGCUUUACCCAGCCGAUCACCUGCGCGCUCUCGUGCCUGCUGCCGUGCUUCAAGGCGCGGUCGCAUCGGCUGACCAUGCUCGACAACGACCUGUCGCGCUACAAGUGCUGCAACAACCGGUACCAGUGCAUCACCCGCCAUUGCGACGGCUGCGUCCAGGGCAACGAGGGCUGCUGCCUCUGGCUGGAGGCUUGCUGCUGCCACGAGUGCGCCAUCUACACCAACCGCUCGAUGAUCAUGCAGCGGUUCAACGUCCGCGACUCGGCGUGCGAUGCAUGCAUCCAGAUUUUCCUCUGCUUCUGCCAGAUCCUCAACUGCGUGCUGCAGUGCAGCGGCAACGGGUCGGACGAGCUCGAGACGUUUGUCGACGGCCUGUACUGUGCGGUGUACGCGUGCAUGAACAGCCAGCACGAGGCCGAGAUCGAGCACCGGCUCGGUGUGACCACCAAGGAGCCGGACGUGAUGGGCCGGAUGGGCCGCUAGUCUUGUCGCCGCUGGCUUUCUCCCCGAAAAUACACGCACACCUGCACACACGAACACAAACACACACACUCUCUCUC